AUGGUUGAAAAGCAAUCGUCAUGUUCUGGAGGGGGAACCAUCCCAACAUACAAGAACAUAACCAUCCAGGAUAACAGUGUGGACUGUUUUACAGAAACAGAGUCAAGUAAUCUUCACUGCAUUGAGGGCUUUCUUCCAGUUUGCCUGCCUCUGGAACACAAACAAGUUUUGGCUGUGGGAUGUGCAAAGAACUUAUGCAUUCCAGCCAAUGAAUGUGCAAUAUGGGUGACGACAGGAAGCGGUUUUGGUGUAAGCUUCACCGACAAAUAUAAAUGUCCAAAUUGCCCACAUCAUGGACUUGCCGAAUAUAAAAAAUAUCCGGAGUGUUUAAAAGUGAGGCCUCGAAAUUCUACAACUGAAAAUGUGACAAAGACAUGGCCUACACCAGAAAAUGGAUCUUCAGGAAUCUCUCCAGUGUAUAGCAGUGUUCUGAUGCUGCUGCCUCUUCUCCUGCUGCUGGAUAGGAUGGCUAAGGAGAUUUUUUUUCAUGUGUGACCAGCAUUCUGAGAGGAUACCUGGGUCCACUGCACGCACAUCAACCC
Messenger RNA from Saccostrea cuccullata (small rock oyster), 542 nucleotides. RefSeq lists its product as uncharacterized. The transcript is spliced from 5 exons. The record is from RefSeq and is a predicted model, not a curated record. Lineage: Eukaryota; Metazoa; Mollusca; Bivalvia; Ostreida; Ostreidae. Bases 1 to 495 code for a protein of 164 amino acids.